AUGCUGGAUAUCAAGUACGGAGAUCAGCAAGUACUACUGGGUAAUGAAUUGCGUAUUCAAGACACAGCUCAAGAGCCUAGUGUUACGGUGAUUCCCCAAGAGGAUGAUUAUACACUACUCAUGAUCGAUCCAGACACCAAGUCUUGUCACUGGGCCAUGUCGCCAGGGUCAUCGGAUCAACCUUUGCAAGCGUAUCAAAAACCUGAUUCACCUCAUCGAUAUGCAUUUCUAUUAUACAAGCAAACCGAACCCUUGGAUAAGCAAUCAUUCAAUGCACAACAAGUGAUGGAAAAUGAACCAUUGAAGGGUGUCAACUUUUUUACGGCAAAAGAGUAA
Molecule: messenger RNA, 336 nt
Organism: Lichtheimia ornata
Lineage: Eukaryota; Fungi; Mucoromycota; Mucoromycetes; Mucorales; Lichtheimiaceae
Exons: 3
Coding region: 1-336 (111 amino acids)
Biological process (GO): regulation of Ras protein signal transduction; regulation of proteolysis
Molecular function (GO): peptidase inhibitor activity; phospholipid binding
Source: RefSeq, a predicted model, not a curated record